Messenger RNA from Uranotaenia lowii, 6522 nucleotides. RefSeq lists its product as uncharacterized. The transcript has a single exon. The record is from RefSeq and is a predicted model, not a curated record. NCBI's taxonomy places the organism in Eukaryota, Metazoa, Arthropoda, Insecta, Diptera, Culicidae. Gene Ontology annotation, molecular function: nucleic acid binding. Gene Ontology annotation, biological process: DNA integration. The coding region runs from base 1 to 6522 and encodes 2173 amino acids.
AUGAGCCACGGAGGAGAAACUAGAAAAACUCGAUCUCAAACCAAGGCGAUACAGGAAUUCGUGAAAGCUAACCCCAAAAUUAAUGAGCAAGCCGAAGGAAUACCCUUGAGUGAAGAGAAGUUCGAGCCCAGCUUCGUGGACACGAACCGUGGUCAUGAGAAGGAUUGCGUAGCAUGUGAUCGCCGGAACGAUGUUGAACGAUACAUGGUACAGUGCAUUGACUGUGAGCGUUGGGAGCAUUUUUCCUGCGCAAAAGUUACAACUGCGAACGCCCACAUGAUUAUUCAUCGCUGUACUAUGUGUGUUCCACGUAUACCGCCGCCACCUCCAAGCUCAGUUACUAGACAGUCAACAACAAGUAGUGCUCGACGGAUACGCAUUUCCCGAGAUCUUGAACAACUUGAGGAGGAAAGGAAACUCCAGGAACAGGCUGCCAAAGACCAGCUUGAGAGAGAUGAAAAAUACAUGUCGCGGAAAUACAAAUUGCUGAAGCAGCAAGAUGAAGAGGAAAUUCGGAGCUUAAAGAACAGUAAUCGGUUCAAUUCCAGCAGAGUCGCUGAAUGGGUCGAAUCGCAAAUAACAUCGCAGAGUACUGGAAAUAACCCGAAAGGAUUCGAUGAAGUGCAGCAAACGGGUGAAAAUCCACAGUUUUUCUCCGAAACUACAUCCACCCCGUUUAUGCCAAGGAUAAUUGGCAAUCUUCGAAAAGAUGAUACAGUACUAACUACUGGUAGUAUAUCGGUAGUCGAACGUAUUGACGAUAGAUCGGAAGGAACCACAGAUACGUCGAUACACAUUUCACCACAGAUUCCGUCGGUGAAUAUUCAGCCUUACGUUUCAUUGUUGAAAGAAGUAGCGCAAGAAACCUGCAGAUUGUCCGGUGUCAUACCUAAAGUUCCAAGACCACCAUCAUUUGAGCAAUGGCGCAUGGAAACCGAAAGAAAAAGGAAGGUAAACGAAAUACGAGAACAACAUGAAGAAGAGAAUAACGUGAGGCGAAAAAGAGAACUCGAGUUGGUCAAGCAAAUACAACGUUUGGAAGCGCUAAGGUUGGAGGACCAAAAACGCAUGGACCAGUUCGAAUCCGGGUUACGUAAACAAUUGGAUCAAGAGCGAGCAGAAAUCCAUGCCCAGCAACGGACGACACUAGAACAGCAGGAACUCGAACUCCAACGUUGUCUUCAAGUAGAACUACAGCUGAGAAAACAGUUAAAGGAGGCCAACGAACGUCGACAGACUGUGCCUGUCAGUGCAGCCCUUGGUCCUAAUGUAACGGAGAGAGUGAGUAACAACCAUGCAUACGAGGACGCCGUUCAGCAGUUAUCUACAGGUAACAACUUUUACCCCGUAAGCAGUGAGCCACCGGUAAGUUUCGCUUUCCCACUUGAUCCAAGCAAUGGUCCAAAAUUGCGCAAUGAUCCAUGUCUAAUUAGCCCUAUGGGUGGUCGAUCUCAAGAAUAUGCAUUAAGUAGUCAAGACCCAUCGUUUUCCUUCAUGCUACCCUCCGCUCCACAAAUACAACCACACGCGACAGAUCCGGCUUUUGUGGCAACCGACUUUCGAAAUGUUUAUGAUGUAGUCCCGCCUAAUCCUUCGGUGCCAACCGUACAGCAGCUUGCAGCUCGUCAUGUUUCCAAAGAGCUUCCGGUCUUCACUGGGGAUCCAAUGGAUUGGCCACUUUUCAUCAGCACGUAUCGUAACUCCACAGAAGUGUGUGGUUACUCAGAAUCCGAAAACCUACUGAGAUUGCAACGAAGCAUCAAAGGGAUUGCUAAAGAAGCUGUUAGUAGUUUUCUCCUACAUCCGUCGACGGUUCCCAAAGUCAUCCACACGCUUCAGACAUUGUAUGGCAAACCUGAACAAAUAGUUCAUCACAUGGUAUGCAAGGUUCGGGCAAGUCCAGCGCCAAAGGGUGAUAGAAUGGAAACUUUAGUAUCAUUUGGGUUAAUGGUCCAGAAUUUAUGUAGCCAUUUAAAAGCAGUGGGUUUAGAGAACCAUCUUUCGAACCCCACCUUACUUCAAGAGCUUGUUGCUAAGUUACCACCAACAGCUAUGUUUAGCUGGGCGCUUUUCCAAGAACUAAUCCCUAAUCCAGACCUUACUGUUUUCGGAAGAUUCAUGGAGCGGAUCACUUCAGCCGCUAGUGGUGUCAGUAUGUCUGGCAAUAUGGUCGGUAAAUUUCCUAAAGAUGAACGGCAGAAGAAGGACAAGGGAUUCAUCAACGUGCAUUCGACAUCUACGGAUGUGGAGACGAAUAACUACGGAGAAAUAUCGUCGAAUAGGGAAAGAGGAUCGGCGUGUGUGGCAUGCGAAGACGAGACCCAUAACGUUGCAGACUGUCUCGUAUUUAGAAGGUUUUCUCUAGACGAAAGAUGGAACUUGGUAAAAGAAAGAAAGCUUUGUAGUAGGUGCCUGAGAUCACAUCGACGGUGGCCUUGCCGAGUGGAAACGUGUGGUGUGAAUAACUGCCAAAAACGGCAUCACAAGCUGCUGCAUUAUGAUCCGUCGCCUUCAUCUCCAACGGCCGUCGUUACUAUUCAUCGCAAAAUAUCAGCAUCUGUCCUUUAUCGAAUGCUUCCCGUUACACUAAUCGGUCCUAAGGGAAAAGUCGAAACGUACGCUUUCUUGGACGAUGGUUCCUCAGUAACCUUAAUCGAAAAUGCACUUGCAGAAAAGAUCGGAGCCGAAGGUAUCGCUACGUCGUUGUGUAUACAGUGGACUGGUGGUGUAAACAAAACCUUAUCAAAUACACGCCUGGUAGGACUACAGAUUUUAGGAAUCGGUGCCACGAAAUGUCUUCCUGUUUCAGAGGUUUACACGGUAGAAUCCCUGGGGCUCCCGGAACAGAGCUUGAACUUUGAUGAAUUAAAAAGCCAUUACCAACACCUGCAUGGAAUACAUGUGAAAAGCUUCUCGUCUGCUGUUCCAGGCAUAUUAAUAGGUCUCAACAACGUACAUCUUCUGACCUCACUUAAAGUGCGCGAAGGUCGAGUCAAUGAACCAAUAGCCACUAAAUCGAGAAUCGGUUGGUCCGUGUUUGGCCCAGUCCUGAAAGAUACAAAUCUACAAUUACAACACCAAAUGCAUAUGUGCGAAAAACAAAACGAUGAGGAUCUGCACGCAUUCGUUCAACGAUUUUUUGAAUUUGAAAGUCUGGGAAUCACAGUGGCUCCAGUGGUCCAAGGUGCCGACGAUCAACGAGCUUAUAAAAUUCUUAACGAAACAACAAAACAGACACCCAAUGGAAAAUUUGAAGUAGGAUUGCUGUGGCGAUAUGAUUAUAUCGAGCUUCCGGACAGCAGACCAAUGGCUGAAAGGCGUCAUAGGUGCCUUGAAAAACGACUUGCACGAAAUCCAUCCCUUUAUGAAAAAGUACGACAACAAAUAGCCGACUACCAACUUAAAGGGUACGCUCACAAAGCGACUACAGAAGAGAUGCGAAAAUUCGAUUUACGACGAACCUGGUAUUGUCCUCUAGGUGUGGUCUUGAAUGAAAAAAAACCAGACAAGGUGCGCCUAAUAUGGGAUGCGGCCGCAAAAGUUGACGGGGUUUCCUUGAACUCGACACUGAUGAAAGGCCCUGAUUUGAUUUCUUCUCUUCUUGCGAUACUCUUCCGGUAUAGAGAGCGAAAGGUGGCAAUCUCGGCGGACAUUAAAGAAAUGUUCCACCAAAUUCUGAUAAGGGAAGUCGACCGCAGUGCACAACUUUUCGUCUGGAGAGAUUAUCCAAACAUGCCUUUUGAAACUAUGGUGAUGGAUGUCGCCAUAUUUGGUGCGACCUGUUCCCCAGCCCAUUCACAGUUUGUGAAGAACAUCAAUGCUGCUCACUAUCGCACAAAAUUUCCAAAAGCUUCACAAGCAAUCGAGAAAUCACACUACGUUGACGAUUGCCUUGUUAGUGUAGAUACGCCUGAGGAGGCUGUGGAGUUAGCGCUACAGAUCACUAAUAUCCAUUCCAAAGCAGGGUUCCAAAUCGUAAACUGGAUGUCAAACGAUAAAACGGUCGUUCACACUAUAGGUCAAGUAGAACCAAACGCAGUAAAAAGUCUACAAUUUGAUAAAGAGAAUACUGCAGAGAGGCUAUUAGGAAUGGUAUGGUAUCCAGAAAAAGAUGUUUUUUCCUUUUCACUAAACUUUCGUGAAGACGUUAUCAAGAUCCUUACAGAGGGCACUGUUCCGACAAAACGGGAAAUUCUCAAGGUUGUCAUGAGUAUUUACGAUCCGCUUGGCCUGAUAUCUGCUUUCGUUAUACAUGGCAAAAUCAUUAUUCAAGACGUCUGGCGCGCGAAGAUCGGCUGGGACGAAAAGAUUUCACCAGAAUUGUUCAGUCGAUGGAAACAUUGGCUGUGUGUCUUAAAACAAAUGGAAAAAGUUGUUAUACCUCGUUGCUACUUCCCUGGAUACGAAAUCGAAUAUUUAAAGUCUCUUCAACUGCAUGUAUUUGUUGACGCUAGCGAGCAAGCGUAUGCUGCUGUCGCUUACUUCCGGAUCGUCGAGCAAAGAAGCGUUAGAUGUGUGCUUGUGUCCUCGAAAACGAAAGUAGCACCUCUCCAGCUUCUGUCAGUUCCAAGGCUUGAAUUACUAGCUGCAGUCUUGGGAGCUAGAUUGAAAAAUAAUAUCGAAAGUGAGCAUUCUCUGCAAAUUAGAAACACAUUCCUUUGGAGUGAUUCCACAACAGUCCUUUCAUGGAUUCGAUCCGAUAUUCGCCGUUAUCGUCCGUACGUAGGCCACCGAAUCAACGAAAUUCUUAGCUUUUCGAAUAUCCAACAAUGGAAGUGGGUCCCGACACGAUUGAACGUCGCAGAUGAAGCUACGAAAUGGGGGAAAGGUCCGUGUUUUCUUGUGGAAAGCCGAUGGUUCAAUGCUCCUGAAUUCCUUUAUGAUGCUGAAGAAGAUUGGCCAUAUGAUAAACAAAUAUCCAAGGGAGAAACAAACGAGGAACUACGCCCGGGACUUGUGGCUGUACACACGAUAGUUGAACCAGUUGAACCAUUAUUUGACGUUUUUCGAUUUUCGAAGUGGGAACGAAUGUUAAGAUGUAUUGGUUAUGUAUGCAUUUUCAUCGUGAAUUGCCGUCGACAAGCUAAAAAGAACCCCAGAAUUGAUUUGAACUCUGAAUGCCUCAUCGAAGCUGAGCGCGUAAUAUGGAAGACAGCACAAAUAACUUCAUUUUCUGAUGAAAUUGCAGUUCUUAUGUACAAUAAAAAAGACGACGUGACUAUCACGAAGAAACUUUCUAAAUCCAGUUCAAUCGCUUCGGCAAAUCCUUUUCUAGACGAGUUUGGAGUGAUGCGCCUCGAGGGGAGGCUUGAAGCAGCAGAAUGGUUGUCGUACGAUGCUAAGCAUCCUGUGAUAAUGCCGAAGGACAACAGAAUUACGUUCUUGCUCCUGGACUGGUAUCACCGGAAUCACAGACAUGCCAACAACGAAACUGUGGUCAAUGAGAUACGCCAGAGAUACUACAUUCCUAGACUCAGGGUUCUAGUCCAGCAAACUUCCAACAAACAUUGCAUGUGGUGCCGGGUUUACAAAGCUCGUCCAUGCCCUCCGAAGAUGGGUCCACUGCCGAAAGCCAGACUUACACCACACGUUCGUCCAUUUAGUUUCACAGGAAUUGACUACUUUGGACCAUACUAUAUUAAAAUAGGAAGAGCAGCAGUUAAACGAUGGGUUGUGCUGUUCACCUGCUUAACCGUCCGCGCCGUUCAUCUUGAAGUUGCAGCCUCCCUAUCUACUGAUUCCUGUAAGAAAGCUAUCCGUCGAUUCAUCGGUCGUAGAGGCGCUCCACAAGAAAUUUAUACUGACAAUGGAACAAACUUUCUGGGCGCCAGUCGAGAAUUGCAAGCUGAACUAAAAGAACUGAAUGAAGAACUGGGCAGCACCUUCACCGACACCAUAACACAGUGGUACUUCAUUCCCCCGGCAGCUCCCCACAUGGGUGGUUGCUGGGAAAGGAUGGUGAGAUCCGUAAAGACAGCUUUAGAAACUAUUCCGACAGCACACAAACUAGAUGAAGAGUCACUAGCAACUGUACUCGUCGAAGCAGAACACAUGAUCAACUCAAGACCAUUAACCUUCAUCCCGUUAAAGACUGCUGAGGAAGAAUCACUAACUCCGAAUCAUUUCCUCAUGCUCAGCUCAAAAGGAGUAUGUCAAGGAAGUAAAAAACCAUUGCCUUCAAACGGAUCCUACAGAAUGAGCUGGGACUACAUUCAAAGAGUUCUUCAGGAGUUUUGGAAACGAUGGGUUAGAUCUUACCUUCCGACCAUCACUAGACGAACCAAAUGGUUCGACAAUGUUCCGCCAAUUCACACUGGGGAACUUGUGGUUAUUGUGGAUGAGCGUGUUAGAAACCGGUGGCUAAGGGGUCGUGUUUUGAAGACAUAUCCGGGAAAAGACGGUGUAUCACGGAGAGCAGAUGUGCAAACGACUGGAGGCAUCUUCAACAGACCAGUUUCGAAACUUGCGCUGCUAGAUGUGGGAGCUACGUAUGACGCCGAACCGGACGUUCUAGCGACAUGA